UGGAAGUUUUGCCGUCCUGUCACCCUCAGGCAAAGGAAAGAUUUAGGAAGUCGCCAGAGGAUAUUUUUUUGCAGGAGCGGUCACUCUCUAAAUCCAGGCAAGGAAGGGGAGGAGUCUGAGCCGGGUCCCGCCUCUUCUCCAGUAAAGUCCUCCCGCUCCAGCUUUGGAGGCUGGAGUUCCCAGGGCUGGGAGCAGUUGCACGCCCCCGGCUUUCCCCAUGGCUUCGGUGACCAGAGCCGUGUUUGGAGACCUGCCCUCAGGGGCAGGGACAGUGGAGAAGUUCCAGCUGCAGUCAGACCUGCUGAAAGUGGACAUCAUCUCCUGGGGCUGCACCAUUACGGCCCUGGAGGUCAAAGACAGGCAGGGCAAGGCGUCAGAUGUGGUGCUCGGCUUUGCAGAGUUGGAAGGCUACCUCCAAAAGCAGCCCUACUUUGGAGCCGUGGUUGGCAGGGUGGCCAACCGAAUUGCCAAAGGAACAUUCACGUUGGACGGGAAGGAGUAUAAGCUGGCCAUCAACAAUGGGCCCAACAGUCUGCAUGGAGGAGUCAGAGGGUUUGACAAGGUCCUCUGGACCCCUCGGAUGCUGUCAAAUGGCGUCCAGUUCUCAAGAGUCAGUCCAGAUGGUGAGGAAGGUUACCCUGGAGAGUUGAAAGUCUGGGUGACAUACACGCUGGAUGGUGGGGAGCUUAUGAUCAACUAUCGAGCCCAGGCCAGUCGGACCACACCGGUCAAUCUGACCAACCAUUCUUAUUUCAACCUGGCAGGCCAGGGUUCCCCAAACAUAUACGACCAUGAAGUCACUAUAGAAGCUGAUGCCUUUUUGCCUGUGGAUGAAACCCUGAUUCCUACAGGAGAAGUUGCUCCAGUACAAGGAACUGCCUUUGACCUGCGGAAGCCAGUCGAGCUUGGAAAACACCUGCAGGACUUCCAUAUCAAUGGCUUCGACCACAAUUUCUGUCUGAAGGGAUCUAAAGAAAAGCACUUUUGUGCACGGGUCUGUCAUGCUGGAAGCGGGCGGCUACUGGAGGUGUACACAACCCAGCCUGGGGUCCAGUUUUACACAGGCAACUUCCUGGAUGGCGCUCUGAAGGGCAAGGGUGGAGCAGUCUAUCCCAAGCACUCUGGUUUCUGCCUCGAGACCCAGAACUGGCCUGAUGCCGUCAAUCAGCCCCACUUCCCUCCUGUGCUGCUGAGGCCUGGGGACGAGUAUGACCACACCACUUGGUUCAAGUUUUCUGUGGCUUGAGGAAGUGUGAAGACGUGACCUCUUCCAGGGCCAGGCUGGGAGCCCCUUCAGCAGCCUGUCUCCUGCCCAGAGAGGCGACAGAGGCUUUACAAGUGAUCCUGUGAUGAAAGCCAUGUGAAGGGUAGCUUCAUAGUAGUGAGUCUGAGUAUCGAUUUUCUUUCCCAGUGACUGGCUCCAGGUCAGCUCUAAUGAGCAGCUCUCCGCUCUGUGUAGUUAAGAGGACCCACCCACUAAUAUCAUCACCUAAGCCCGACCCCAGCCCAGAAGGGGUGUCCACGCCCCUUGUACUGUGUUGGCUCCGUCUCUCCACCCUACCUUUCUCUGAUUCUACUUUCUUUCCUUUUCCUGUCCUCCCCCUCUGCCUCCUCAAACCACCUCGCCCCUCCUGUGCAGCACUUCGGAUUCAGUCGCAUUAGCUCCUGCACCAUGCUGGCAGAUGGACCAGUCUGCCUUGAGAAGGUAGGAGAUGACAGAGGGAGGGAGCCGGGGCUUCAGGAGGGUAAAUGACCCUCAUAAAAACACACAGCUGGGGACAAUUUUAGCCAGGACUUGACAUCAGGUCAUGCACAUUCGAGUCCCCUUCUUUGCUUCCAUUUCAGUCUGCCAGGGCAUUCGCAGGGUCACUGAUGGGGCAAGCGGGGGUCUGACCCUCCUCUCUUUGGGCCCGCCUUUCUUCCCAGAUUCACGUUUAUAUGAGUCUGAGUUUGAGUUUAGCUGUCUUAAAGAUGUCACUUAAAGGGCCAGGUCAAAAUAUCCAGAAAGAAUCUGUGAUUUUGAUUUUCUGCCUUUGGGGUUGAGAAAGUCCCAGCCGAGCCAAGGCAUGGGAAGCCAGCAAGCCACCGGAGACUGGAGCUGUGUUAGUGUGGAGACAGGGCCUCACCUGAGGGCUGCACAUUGCACCUGGAGCAAAAUGUCGUGUUAUGUAGAUGAGCCCGGGGCUCCCCCCUUUCCUGAACAAUUGAAUUACCAGUUAUGGGUUUGGGUUGGUGGUUGGUUUAGGUUUUUAAAGGAAUGUACCUUUUACUUUUGUAUACUAGCAGCCCGUUGAAAUAAAACCAAAAGCUGCACCUUCGGAAGA
Messenger RNA from Leptonychotes weddellii (Weddell seal), 2324 nucleotides. RefSeq names its product galactose mutarotase (gene GALM). Gene Ontology annotation, molecular function: aldose 1-epimerase activity; carbohydrate binding. The record is from RefSeq and is a predicted model, not a curated record. Gene Ontology annotation, biological process: glucose metabolic process; beta-D-galactose catabolic process via UDP-galactose, Leloir pathway. Lineage: Eukaryota; Metazoa; Chordata; Mammalia; Carnivora; Phocidae.